Symbiodinium sp. CCMP2592 is the source of this 402-nucleotide messenger RNA. The record is from the annotation of a GenBank genome assembly. Lineage: Eukaryota; Dinophyceae; Suessiales; Symbiodiniaceae.
AUGGGCUGUGGUGCAAGUGCUGGUGCAGUGUCCAACUUUCGGAAGGUGGUGCCGACGCCCGGGGGCAACCCGGCCUGCUUGGUGAUCAGCCAGGACUCGACGGUGUCCGAGGACCUCUCGAUCGCCGGAGGGAACAAUCUGAUCUGGUCUUCCAUGAAAUCGGACAACUUUCAAGCAAGCGAUGAACACGGGCAUCCAUCGCCGCCAGACCGGCGCAUGCACGACCGUCACCUACGAAGGCUUGACCGUCUGCAGAAUUUUGUCGUUGCGGAUCCCGAGUCGUUCGAGAGUGAGGUACGUGGCCGACGUGGAAGCAGGUGUGGGACCACGGUGAGCAACCCGUUGCAAGGGUCACCAUCGGAUGUUGUGGGCGAUGAGUACCUCCAGUACAUAAGUCCAUAG